GGCGAAUGUCAUCAGUUACCACAAGCUCCCACUCACAGUAACAUCUCCAAAAAGCGAAGUUGUUCUAGUUGGUGCGACUGCAAUUACUACAAGUAGGGUCCACACCCACGUAGAAGAAGCAUAACCCAAGCACAAUAUGCGCGCUUUUGUGGUACUCGCCUGUGUGGCGCUCGCCUACGGCCGUCCCGAGCCUCCAGUCGGCUACAGCUACUCCGCACCGUCAAGAUAUUCCACUCCAUCCAGCAGCUAUGGAGCCCCAUCUUUGGGAGGAAUUAGAGGAAUCUCAGCUGGAGGACACUCCGGUGCUCUUUCAGGAGCAUCUUCUCUUGGCUCAGCUGGACUUUCUCUCGGUGGACACUCUGGCGGAAUAUCAUCCGGUUUUUCCUCUGGAGGCAUUUCCUUUGGCGGAAGUAGCAUUGGUGGAGGACUCUCAUUGAGCGGCGACUCCGGUUUCAGUGGCGGAUAUGCUGGUGGUUACUCUGGUGCACCUCUCGUCCAAAAGCACAUCUACGUUCACGUCCCACCCCCAGAACCCGUAGAACAGAGAAUUCCCCGCAUCCCAGCUGUUGCUCCCCCUCAGAAACACUACAAGAUCAUCUUCAUCAAGGCCCCGACUCCUCCUACCCCAGUGGCGCCCAUCAUCCCCGUUCAGCCUCAAAAUGAAGAAAAGACCCUUGUUUACGUUUUGGUGAAGAAGCCCGAAGAACAACCUGAUAUCAUUAUCCCGACCCCGGCUCCUACUCAGCCCUCAAAACCAGAGGUUUACUUCAUCAAAUACCAAACCCAAAAGGAAGGUGGUGCUAUCGGAGGUGGUGCUAUCGGAGGUGGUGCUCUUGGAGGUGGCGCUCUCGGCGGUGGUGCUCUUGGCGGUGGUUCUAUCGGCGGAGGUGAUCUUAGCGCCAUUUCUCUCGGUGGAUCUGGAAUCGGAGGAAUCGGAGGUGGUGUCGGCAUCGGCGGCGGCUCUGGCCACGGUGGUGACAUCGGUGCUGACUUCGGUACGAGCGGUGUUGAGGACAGCGGCUCAGACGGUGGUCACGGCGGCGCUACCAACACUCAAUACGGUCCUCCCGGACACGUUGCUGGACCUCUUCAUUAAAUCCAAAUUCCUCAAACAUGCUUAAGUGGUAGAAAGAGGAACUAAAAUAUUUAUUGCUAAGCGACCACAUCGCUGAAUGGUUCAUCUUCGUUCUCGGCCAUAGCGAGGGUAACUCGCGGGCUUCCAUUUCUGCCAGCAACCGUCUGCGGUCGAAUGCCUUGUAAAUAGUCACCAUCCGCAUUCGCCUGCAGUCACCAUCGUGAUAAUAUUCGACUCUUUCCUCCCAUCACCACUCAUUGCUACUUGUUAUUAGUGCACAGUGUUAAUGUUGUUCGAAAUGAGUAUUUUACUGCGACUGUUAUGUUUAUGUAUUAUAGAUAGCUUUUUAUUUUUUUAUAAUAAAAACACAAAUGUGAUGCAA
Papilio polytes (common Mormon) is the source of this 1457-nucleotide messenger RNA. RefSeq names its product keratin, type I cytoskeletal 10-like. Lineage: Eukaryota; Metazoa; Arthropoda; Insecta; Lepidoptera; Papilionidae. The record is from RefSeq and is a predicted model, not a curated record. The transcript is spliced from 2 exons. Bases 137 to 1096 code for a protein of 319 amino acids.